AUGGCGUCUAACGAUGAAGUCGAUAAGAUUGCGCCAAAGUUGAAUGGCAACAAAGAGGGGUAAGUUUCAGUUUAUACUGAAAAUCAAUGAGAAAAAAUCGAUUGCAGGACAUUUGCCUAUACAACUGUGAAGGAUCGUUGGCCUAAAAUAGUGACGAAGCUAGUUGAUCUUCUCAAAACGGGUAUCAAAGAUAUUGUAACGGAUAUUGGUGAAGAAGCUGACGGAGAUGUCAGAUCAAUUCUCGAAGUUCUCUCAAAACUUCGUUAUUUAAUAAUGACAGAUAAACCGCUAGAAAAUUUGAUUGACAACGCUGACGAUGCUAUGAUGUGGAAUGGAAUGUUGCAAGAGUUGCGCGAACAUGAUAUGCAAUUAGAACAAGAGACAGUGACUUGGUAUCGAGCUGAUUGGCUAUUUGUCGAAUGUUAUUUGUAUCGAUACAUCUACAGUGCAGUUUAUUCAACUGUAAAGAUGCGCGAGUUUGAUUAUUUUCAGACAAACAAACGCGACAGUUUCACUGAUCAGUGAGUUAUCUUUUAUGAAAAAAACAAAAACAAAAAACUGUGUGUUUUCAGCAUUGGCCAAAUUGAAGAAUCUUGCGCAUAUCUUUUACCAAUAAUUGCGGAAGAUGCUCCAGUUCAUGAAACAUUCGGACUUGCAACAAUGAUAAAAAUGAGUUUAUGGGGAAAUCGUGCAGAUAUGUCAUUGACAGGUGGAGAUAAUUUGACACUUGAACAAUCUUCAAUGAAUGCAUCUGCUCAACGUGAUAAAUUCAUCCUUGUUGAUAAUAUUCAUGAAUUGACGGCUCGUGUUCUAUUUCCACUUUUGAAACGUCGUGGAGAACAACCAGCAAAUCGUCGAAUUGAUAUUGUUUUGGACAAUGCUGGUGUUGAAUUGGUUGGUGAUCUUCUGCUCGCAGAAUAUUUUAUUUCAAUGGGUUUUGCUGAUCAAGUUCAUCUUCAUGGCAAAUCUUUCCCUUGGUUUGUUUCUGACGUGACCAGGGGAGAUUUUAAUUGGACUUUGGAACAAUUACAAAUCAACGGGGAAUCUUGCUCCAAAAUUGCUGAACGCUUGAAACAACGCAUUGCCGACGGUCAAAUCAUUUUCGAAAAUCAUCGAUUCUGGACCUAUCCACACGCAUAUUGUGAUAUGAAAACUGUGUGUCCUGAUUUGUACGAAGAAUUACAAACAUCUAGUCUCGCCAUUUUCAAAGGGGAUCUGAACUAUCGAAAAUUGGUUGGAGAUCGAGAUUGGGAUCUUGACACAUCAUUUAAUGUAAGUUCUUUCUCCGAGGUUUAGAUAUAUGUACAUAGAUGAAUUGUUUUUUAGACUGCUUUACGAGGUUUUGAACCAUGCCCAGUUUUCGCGCUACGCACUUUGAAAGCUGAAACUGUUGCCGGUUUGGGGAAAGAAGUUAUCAACGAGCUGAUCAGAGUGAGUUCUUAAAUUUUCUGUAGAUCAAAAAAAACAAGGGCUGGCAAAAAAAGCUGUGAUGCACCGUUUUAGGCAUACCAAAAAUGACCAACCCGAUAGCAACUCACCUUUUUUAAAUGCUGCCUGAUUGCAAAAUUUCAUUUUUAAAAAAUGAAAUGUUUCCUAAUUUUUGGCACAACAAAUAUUUUUAUAACGUGAACUAAAAAAUAUUGUGUACGUGUAUUUAUCAUUUUCGCUUUCAUUUCAAAGAAAAAAGUGGGCCAAUGCCAAACAAGCGGUCUUGUUUUCCAGAUGUGUUUUUAAAAUAGACAUUUCACAUCGCACAUAAUAUUUUUUUCAAAAAUCAGUGUUUCAUGGUGUUUUCAAAAUUAUUAAACAGUUUUGUAGUCCAGAUGUGCCCAAAAAUUGAUUUUCAUGAAUUUUGGUAAACCAAUUUUUCUCAGGUCCGUUGCGAUCUUAUAAAUCUGGCCGCUGAAAAAAGUUCCACUACGUUUCACAAGUUUCACAAGUAUAGGUCCACCCCUGAAAUGUCUCAAAAUUAUCGUAAAAAUAAUUUUCAAGUUGUAGCCCUUCAUUUUUCGAAAAAAGUACGUAAAAUUAGGUAUGUUUACCGAAUUUUAUCCUACUUGGACAUGUUUUUGAUUUUAUAUUUGAGAAAAAUUGAAAAUUGGCUAUUUUCUGUGUUUCAAAAGUAUAGGUCCACCUAUAUCAACUAUGAAAUGAUGAUUUCUAACCUGGUUUUUUGUUGUUUAUUGUUCAGUUAGGAUUGCCCCAAGCCUAAUUAAAGCAUAUUCAACAAAUGCAGUUUUCCAUUUCUGGGUUUCUGGAGCCAUUCCUGGUGAUCAGACCCACUUUGGUCUGUUUAUCAGACAACAUGGUUCAGUAUCCUUUCAUUUUCUAUUGAGAUCAUGUCAGAAGUAACUAAAAACCUCUUUAAUGUUGUAUUUCUUAGUUUUCCAUUCAAUAAAACUCAAUUCAUAAAAAAUGGAGAUCAUUUCAGACCGAAAACUGUCAGUUAUUGUUUCAAAUUUCUGGAAAUUUCAAGAUUUUCCAGUGAAUACACCCAAGUUCAUCCAUUUUUAUUCCGUUUUUGUGACUGGAUAUGACUGCUAUGUCUCCACAUGAUUCAAAAUAUCACCGAGAAUUUCAUAGAACUCAAAAAAACACUUUCUGUGAUGCUAUCAAGCUUAUGGAACAAAGUUCCGAAAUUUCAAAAAAACUCAAAAAAUAUUUUACUGUACUGAAACAUGAAAAAUGUUUUUUAAAGUUGUUUUUUUGAACUUCAAUAGUUGUAAACAAUGUUUCUGAACUGAUCUGAGGUAUGCUUUUCAUAAAAAAUCGUUUGUAGAAUAAUAAUAUGAAAAUUCAGUUGUUCAUAAAAAUUUCGAAAUUCUACAAGUCCUGUUUUUCGCACAAUCACGAUAGGAAGUCAAGAUUUGUUUAUUUCAAAAUUAUGGAACCAAUUUAAUCGAUCAUAGAAACCGUGUUAACAGAUAAUAUAUGAAGUUUUGUGACACGACUUGGGUGUAUUCACUGGAAAAUCUUGAAAUUUCCAGAAAUUUGAAACAAUAACUGACAGUUUUCGGUCUGAAAUGAUCUCCAUUUUUUAUGAAUUGAGUUUUAUUGAAUGGAAAACUAAGAAAUACAACAUUAAAGAGGUUUUUAGUUACUUCUGACAUGAUCUCAAUAGAAAAUGAAAGGAUACUGAACCAUGUUGUCUGAUAAACAGAACAAAGUGGGUCUGAUCACCAGGAAUGGCUCCAGAAACCCAGAAAUGGAAAACUGCAUUUGUUGAAUAUGCUUUAAUUAGGCUUGGGGCAAUCCUAACUGAACAAUAAACAACAAAAAACCAGGUUAGAAAUCAUCAUUUCAUAGUUGAUAUAGGUGGACCUAUACUUUUGAAACACAGAAAAUAGCCAAUUUUCAAUUUUUCUCAAAUAUAAAAUCAAAAACAUGUCCAAGUAGGAUAAAAUUCGGUAAACAUACCUAAUUUUACGUACUUUUUCGAAAAAUGAAGGGCUACAACUUGAAAAUUAUUUUUACGAUAAUUUUGAGACAUUUCAGGAGUGGACCUAUACUUGUGAAACGCACUGUAAACGUUUUAUCUGAAAUUUUUGUAGCAAUACGACGAAGAUAACAGUUGGAUGACAUCCGGCGAAUAUGCAGUUUGUCAACUCGGCGGAGCUGCGCCACCAAAAAACUAA
Messenger RNA from Caenorhabditis angaria, 3635 nucleotides. The record is from the annotation of a GenBank genome assembly. Lineage: Eukaryota; Metazoa; Nematoda; Chromadorea; Rhabditida; Rhabditidae.